UCUCAUUUCACGCGACAACCCCUUAUCUGGCUCGGUACAAGUCUUACGCAUGUCGGAUAUGCUGAUCGGCUACUUAAAAGCUCGGAAUCGCCGAACAUUGCUUGGAUGGUUCGUCUCCGACUCGACGCAUGGAAUGACCGGUACUUCCAUGAUAUUAAACAGAGCUCUUAACGUAUUUUGGCACACCUACUUUUGAUACCCAGACUCAUCCCAACCUCUUGUCUAUCAUCGCACAAACUAUUGUAAUGUCUUUUGACGCCGUCGUUAUCGGCUCCGGAGUUAUUGGCCUAUCUAUCGCCAGAGAACUCCACAACCGUGGAUUAAAGGUUGCCAUUGUCGCUCGAGAUCUCGCGGAAGACAGCAUUAGCGUAGGCUUUGCCAGCCCUUGGGCUGGCUGCAAUUGGUUCUCUUUUGCUGAAGGCGGUACCCCUGCUGCCGAAUGGGACACCAUCACGUUCGGCAAGCUUGCCAAACUUGCCAAGGAUCACCCUCACAUUUGCCAAAAGAUCCCCUUCUGCUCUGUAUGGGAUCUUCCCAAGAGUGAUGCUGAGAGUGAGCCUUGGUUCAAAGAUCUUGUGUUCGAUUACAAAAAUCUCAAAUCGACUCCUGGCCAGCCUCUCCCAGGAGGCAAGAAGUUUGGCCACUCUUUCGCUUCCUACGUUCUUCACGCACCCAAUUACAUCCGUCAUCUCAGUUCAGAGACCCGUGCGCUAGGCAUCCCCGUCCACCGCUACCGUCUUUCUUCCCUCGACGAAGCUUACAACCUUUCUGGUAUCGGCAAAGUCUCUCUCGUCGUCAACGCUAGCGGCCUCGGUGCCAAGGCUCUCAUUGGCGUAGAGGAUGAAAAAGUCUAUCCAGGCCGUGGUCAGACGGUUCUCGUGCGAGCCCCAGGAUUCAAGGCUUGUAUCAUGCACACCGAAGGUUUUUACGCCGACCUCGACGAGAGUGGUCGAGAAGUCACCCCUCCACCACCGGCAUACAUCAUCCCUCGUCCCGGGCCUGAAGGCCAUGUCGUCCUUGGAGGUGUUUACCAAAGAGACAAUUGGUCUACUCUCCCCGACUUGAAAGAAGCGGAACGUAUCCUCAAAGACUGCUAUAACCUCGCGCCUGAGCUCGCAGGUCCUAAUGGCAAGACAUGGAAGGAUAUCGAAAUCAUUUCGCACAAUGUGGGGUUAAGACCUGCUCGAGAGGGUGGGCCCAGGUUGGAAAUUGAGGAACGAGAAGUUGGUACAGGUGCGAAUGAGGGUAACGCGUACGAUGUCGCACCCAUGAUUGGCCGUAUAGGUGAGAGGAGGAAAGUGGCGGUUGUGCACGCUUAUGGUAUUGGAUCUGCGGGCUUCCAGGCGAGUUUAGGUAUGGCCGAAAAAGCUUCUGAUCUUACUGUAAAAUACCUAUCAGGCAAGCGCUCGCCAGCCAGAUUAUAGACUGCGUUGUUUUAUCCUUUUGGGUCCCGGUAGAGGGUUCGUCAUGCAAAAAACAGUUGUUGU
Messenger RNA from Cryptococcus deneoformans JEC21, 1487 nucleotides. RefSeq lists its product as hypothetical. The record is from RefSeq and is a predicted model, not a curated record. The coding region runs from base 246 to 1424 and encodes 392 amino acids. The transcript has 4 exons. Gene Ontology annotation, molecular function: FAD binding; D-amino-acid oxidase activity. NCBI's taxonomy places the organism in Eukaryota, Fungi, Basidiomycota, Tremellomycetes, Tremellales, Cryptococcaceae.